Molecule: messenger RNA, 3690 nt
Organism: Neoarius graeffei (lesser salmon catfish)
Lineage: Eukaryota; Metazoa; Chordata; Actinopteri; Siluriformes; Ariidae
Gene: dipk2ab
Product: divergent protein kinase domain 2Ab
Exons: 4
Coding region: 665-1954 (429 amino acids)
Source: RefSeq, a predicted model, not a curated record
UGUUGUUAAUGCUUUCGGAGGCGGUGAGCGAGCAGAGACACACACAGCGAUAAGAGACACUGGGAGUCGGAGGAAACCAGGCUCAGAGGAGGAUCGCGGCGCUUCAGCGAGCCUGAGUUAAAAACAAAGAAUAAUAAUAAUUAUUAUUUUUAUUAUUAUUAUAAUAAAAACAAACAAACGGGCGGCGGUGUGUUUGUUGUUUCCCUGGCUGGGUGUCUCGCGCUUCCUCAUGGAGCAGAGCCUCGCUGCACUUUUCCGCUUAAAGAUGCGCAUCUGAGAGCAGCGGGCGGCUGCUUGGGCUCUGAAGUAGGUGUUGGGUUCGAAUCCCCUGUUUCAUCUGCGGAAACAAUGGUCCAGAGCGCGCGCGCGUGAGAGAAACACUGUUUCCAAACUGAGUGGGGAAAGUGUCAGCUCGGGGCUCGCACUUAUCCGUCUGCAGGAUUGUUAUCAUUGUGUGGUGCAGUUCUUUCUGGAUCCAAGAGGAUGUCUCCCAGUGUACGGUCAGCGCUGCCUCAAGGGAGACUCUAUCAGCAUCCUCUUCCUCUCUGGUAACUGUAGAUGAAGAGCCAGCACACAAUGAAAGAACAACAGUGAUUCCUGCCUUUGACAUUCCUUACCUCCCCACCCCUCUACCUUACACCCCUUCCCAGUCCCAAGCCUGACCAUGCUGUGCUUCCUGCCCCUCAAACUGGGCCGAAUGUACCGCUGCCUGAAGCUGCUCUUUAUUGUGGGCCUGUUUGUUGUGCUCUUGAUGAACACUCACACACUUCUCGCAUCCUUUCAGAAGAAUGAACUAACGGACCGUCGCUUCAUCCACCUCAACAAGUGCCCGGCUUGCUUUGGCACCAGUUGGUGUCGCAAGUUUAUGAACGGGCAAGUGUCCUUUGAGUCGUGGGGUCGACUGCGUUUUCUUGACGUCUUCAACGUAAAGAAUGUUUUCUUUGCCCAGUAUGGUGAGCCACGGGAAGGCACGCGCCGCAUCGUCCUCAAGCGCCUUGGCUCCAACCAGGAGCUGGCGGACAUCGACCAGAAAAUCUGCAAGAGGGCUACUGGUCGACCCCGUUGCGACCUCAUCCAGGCCAUGUACAAGACUGAGUUUGCCCGACUUAAUGGAGAUGUUCGCCUCUUGACCCCUGAUGUAGUGGAGGGCUGGUCUGACCUGGUCCACUGCCCCUCCCAGAGACUACUGGACCGGAUAGUCAGGAGAUAUGCUGAAACUAAAGACUCAGGAAGUUUCCUAUUGAAAAAUCUCAAAGACACGGAGAGGAUGCAGCUUCUGAUGACGCUGGCUUUUAACCCUGAACCUUUGGUUCUGCAGAGUUUCCCGUCAGACGAGGGCUGGCCGUUUGCGAAGUACCUGGGUGCGUGUGGGCGCGUGGUGGCUGUGAACUACGUCGGCGAGGAGCUGUGGAGCUUCUACGAGGCGCCGUGGGAGAAGCGCGUGGACUUGGCCAAGCAGCUGCUAGACAUCGCCGAGCAGCUCACCAACAACGACUUCGACUUCGCUCUGUACCUGCUCGACGUCAGCUUUGACAACUUCGCCGUGGGCCCUCGCGACGGCAAGGUCAUCGUCGUGGACGCCGAGAACGUCCUGGUGGCCGACAAGAGGCUCAUCAAACAGAAUAAGCCAGAGAACUACGACGUGUGGUACGAGAGCCGUUUCGAGGAGUGCGAUAAGGAGGCCUGCCUCUCUUUCUCCAAAGACGCUCUGUGCUCAAGGGUCACCGUCGACCACAACUACUACGCCAUCUGUCAGAACCUGCUGUCUCGCUACGCCACGUGGAGAGGUAGCACCGGGGGCUUGCUGCACGAUCCACCACCCAACAUCGGGAAAGACGGGCAUCUCGACGCCCUGCUGGAAGAGUGCGUCAAGCCCAAGGUGCGCUACGGACGCUUCGCAGCUGCUAAAGAGCUCCGGCAGUAUCUCACCGAGCUCAGUGGCACAGCCAGGUAAUGACUGAGUGGACUGUCAGGGAGCAGGUACUGACAUACUAACAGUUUCUUUCGCUCUUUGGGUAGCGGAGGAGCUGUUUCGGAGCAAAGGAGGAAAAUUUCCACAAGCUCCAAGAUCUGCGUUAAUGUUCCAGCCUGCUGACUUUUAGAAAUUGCUUUUAGUUUCUCUUCAAAGCAUGACAGCUGGAUGAAGAUCUCUAUAUUGGAUGGAAAGGAAGAACACCUCCCCCCCCCCCAGUUUACUCAAGAUCAGCCCUCAAGCGUCCAUGAUAUGAUCGAUGAUGGAAAAACUGUGGAAUUCAUGGAAACUUGCUCGUGUUUCAGUUCAGUCUCCGCUCAGAGCUCAUCGUUUGAUAAUCUCUGACAGUUGACGGUCUUCAAGAAGAAGAAGCAGGUAUCGUACUUUUCUUCCAAAGAGUUGCUUGGUGAGAUGUGAGCAUACUCAGAAAGGCAGCUGGAGAGUUCAGCACACAGCAGCUCAGGAGGAACCCAACCCAACCCAGGCCUUUUCUUCACUAAAUCUCAAGACUUCCAGUGAUCUGAUGUUUGGCAAUCAAGCAAAGUGAGGGUUUAGGGUGUAUGUACAGAACAAAAUAAUGAGCUCCAGCUGGUUCUGCUUUCACAUAUACCAAAGAGUCUGGCUAUAUGUCGCUCCAACCCGUGUACAUUUCAAAAUCCUGAUGUGAUUACGCGUGCCCAAGGCACGGUGAAAACGGACACUUUUUAUGGACGAUUUUUGCUUGUAUUCCUCAAGCACAUCUUGUACGGUCUGAACUUAAUCCAGGAUAUUCUGAAUAAACAACCACCAGGUCCAACUCAAACCUCUGUUUGAAAGCAGACAUGCUAACAUGCUGCGGUGCACCAAUCCUACGUCCAAAGUUGAACCUACCACAGCUCAGAAAUUGAUUUCAUUGCAAUUUAAUCACACACCUCUGACACUUAAGAUCAGUUAACCUUCAGCUAUCAAUCUGCCAUUUUUCCUGUUCCUGCCUUUUUCUUUAAACAAAAAACAAAUGAUCAGCACACUAGGUUUGAUUUUCCACUUGUUGGACUAGUGAAUUAGACCAGGAUGUGUGUGAGAAUGAUACAAAUCAUGAUUUCUUUGUGCUUUGGGAAGGAGCUAGAAUCUGAAAACUAGAUCAUCACUUCAGCUUAGGACAUAUCUUCCCUUUGUAUGAAGUUACUGUUCUCUGACAAUAGUGUGAACUUCGUUCCUGGAGAUCUCCAACCUCGCAGAACCUGGUUCCUUCCGUAAUCUAAUCUCAGACUCGAGCCCUGCUGUAAUCUAAUUUAACAUUGGACUUGUGCCAAACCCGUGAGAUCCAGAAGACCUUGACUACCUACCUACCUACCUACCCUACGUCCGAGAUGAGAUUAGGGCGGGAACUGGGUUCUACAGGGUUUCACAUCACCUCGAACGUUCCAACAUGGAAAAGCAAUAAGUGUCGUUUCUUCACUAUCGUUCCACGUCAUCCGGUUUCAUCCAUGUGCGAGAUCUCUGCUCUACCUGGGACUGAUUCGCACCUCUUUAGCAGCAGGUGUGAGCGAUUUGUAAGUGUGAAAGAAGAAAAAAAAAAAACACCCUGUCUGCUUUGUGUUGUAAUUAUUAUUUUUUUCAUUGAGUAUUAUAUCAGCAGUGUCUGAUUUUACUGUGCCUUUCAUUCGAAAGUUGUAUCCACAACUUUUCAGUGGGUUUAAUUAUCAAAUAAAUAAAUGAAUCGGUCUAUAUAUCUUUCA